Messenger RNA from Liolophura sinensis, 1771 nucleotides. RefSeq names its product cytoplasmic dynein 2 light intermediate chain 1-like. Lineage: Eukaryota; Metazoa; Mollusca; Polyplacophora; Chitonida; Chitonidae. Gene Ontology annotation, cellular component: axoneme; ciliary basal body; cytoplasmic dynein complex. Gene Ontology annotation, molecular function: dynein heavy chain binding. Gene Ontology annotation, biological process: intraciliary retrograde transport; intraciliary transport involved in cilium assembly. The transcript has 15 exons. The record is from RefSeq and is a predicted model, not a curated record. Bases 126 to 1190 code for a protein of 354 amino acids.
GAAACGACAUAUUUGUAUCAUGGCAGCAUGACAACAAAAAUUUGCUCUCAAAUUUUACCGAGUAAUGCUUAUGAAUUGAUUAUCGUAUUAUUAUAAAAUAAGCAACGUAGCUGAAUAGAGAGGAUAUGUCGAAGAGCAGAGAGAAAAGUUUGUGGGAUAUUGCAGUACAGGACAGCAAUGAAAAAGAAAGAGAAGGUCCAGGAUCAGAAGAUUCGUCUGUGGUUAUUGUGGGAAGUAAGAAUGCUGGUAAAACUUCUUUGAUUCUUCGGUUCUUGGACAGAGAUGAGGCACCCAAGCCAACAGUGGCCCUGGAGUAUACAUUUGGCAGGAGAUCAAAAGGCCAUAAUAUUGCCAAAGAUGUAGGUCACAUCUGGGAGUUAGGAGGUGGGACGUGGCUGACUAAACUAAUGGAUAUCCCACUGAAUGCUGAUAAUCUCUUACACACAACGCUGGUGAUAAUGUUGGAUUUGUCUAAACCUAAUGAGCUUUGGUUCACACUGGAGAGUUUAUUGAAAGCCGCCAAGGCUAGAAUUGAUGCUGUGAUCCAAGAGAUGAAAUCAACAAAACCAGAUAUCAAGGAUGUUUUAAAACAAAAGUGCUGGCACAAACUAGGGGCAGAUAAUCCUGACAAGAGCUUGAUGGAUCCAUUCUUGAUCCCACUGGUCAUUGUAGGAGGCAAGUAUGAUAUGUUUCAGGAAUUUGAAUCAGAGAAGAGAAAAGUGAUCUGUAAAGCUCUACGCUUCAUGGCUCACACCCACGGGGCAAGCUUACAGUGUUUCAGUGUAAAACAGGAACAGCUGGUCACCCGAUCACGUGCCCUCAUCAGCCAUCACCUGUUUGGGACCAGUGCCAGCAAAACCCUUCAGACAGAUCAUAACAAGCCACUUCUGGUGCCUGCUGGUCAGGACUCGCUACAGCUUAUUGGUACACCACCUCUAGCUGAUGGAGAUAUUGGAAAAAUCAGUGCCAGGUCCCCAGUGGAACUCUGGAAACAUGCCUAUACCAGUUACUUCCCUCAGGAGAAUAUCAACAAUCCAGCAAUUGUAGAAGACCCUGCCAAGGACCCCCACUAUGCUGAAGCUGCCAUUGAUACACUCAGGGCUCAGAAGGAUGAGGAACUGAUGCGUUACCAAGCUCUUUGUGAGAGACGGAACAGAGAAACUCAGCAGGGAUAUACCACCGCUUAUUGAACUAGAGUACCACCAGUGUAUUGAUUAAGCAGUGAAUUACAGGAAAUUGUUUUUCUCCUCUUCACAUUGUUCAGCUUCUUUCAUUCGUGUCCGUGGUUUGGCUGAGUGUCUUGUAAUACAUCCUGUCUAAUUUGUCAGCAUGAGAGACAGAUGGUUGAUGGAGAAUUUUGCAAACCCUGUUUUUAUUGAAACAUUUUAUAUAAAAAGAGAACAAAAGCCUGCGCGACGACAAAGACUUGACUGAUAUAUUGAGCAAUUGUGCUCUUCUUCAGCACACAAAUACAGUCCAUGACAGUGUAUUGAGAAAAUGUCUGCUGACCUCUGCGAGUUGCUGUGAUAUACCUGUAGCAACAUGUAGAGUAGAGGUUUUCAGAUCACUCUUUAUGUCUUCAGCAGCACCUGAUCUACUUUCUUACGUUGUACCUACACAUGGUAAUGGCUAUGUCUAAAGGGAAGAAAUAUUACGAGCAAGGGAUAUGAUGGUCACUGUAAUGUGGUCACUGAUUAAAUAUGCGUUCUAUUGGAUGGAUGAUUUUGCCCAUAUUGCUGAGAGUUAUAUUGUCAUUGUCCUGUGUAACAGU